This is a messenger RNA of Thamnophis sirtalis, 2226 nucleotides long. It is a transcript of the gene GLT8D1, whose product is annotated as glycosyltransferase 8 domain containing 1. Gene Ontology annotation, cellular component: Golgi apparatus. The record is from RefSeq and is a predicted model, not a curated record. NCBI's taxonomy places the organism in Eukaryota, Metazoa, Chordata, Lepidosauria, Squamata, Natricidae. Gene Ontology annotation, molecular function: glycosyltransferase activity.
AAAAUAAAAAUCAGGCACGAUGAUAGGCACCUUUUAUUUUUCCAGCUGCUGAUUACAAUACUUGGUGUUGAGUUGGCAAUUCGCGCGUGGCCGCCAAACUGUGCAAAGGGAAGGGAGGACUAGAAGGAUCUCUGGAUUCUGGGCCAGCAAACGUGUCAAGAGAUUUUGUUUUUCAUCCACAAAGAAAAUGUCAUUAAGAAAAGUAAACAUAGGCAUCCUCGUAUUUGUCUUUGUUAUAUUUCUGUUAGUGCUGCAUCACAACUUUCUAGGUCUCGGUGAUCUCUUAAAAAAAGAAUUAUCAGAUUCAAAUCCACUAGGAUUUCAGCCAAUAGAUUAUAUACCUGAAGCUCCUCAAAGAUUCAUAGUGAAAGAAAAUGACAAAGAAAUUCCUGUGGUCCUUACGGCAUCCGAAGAAAGGCUUGGUGGUGUAAUUGCAGCUGUGAACAGUAUUCAACAAAACACCAAAUCCAAUGUUGCAUUCCAUAUUGUCACUUUGAAUGACACUGUGGACCAUCUGAGGUCAUGGCUUAAUAAAAUCAGUUUAAAAAAUAUUCAAUACCGAAUUUUGAAUUUUGAUCCUGGCAUGCUGGCUGGAAAAGUACAGAUAGAUUCAAAGAUGCCAAAUUCCAUAAAACCGCUGACCUUUGCAAGAUUCUAUCUACCUAAUUGGGUCCCAAAUGCAGAAAAGGCCAUUUAUUUGGAUGAUGAUGUGAUUGUACAAGAUGAUAUCCUUGAACUUUACAACACUCCAUUGCAACCAGGCCAUGCUGCAGCAUUCUCGGAUGAUUGUGACUCUACCUCGAAUAGGUUUUCUGCCCAUGGAACAGGAAGUCAGUAUUACAUGGGAUUUCUUGAUUAUAAAAAAGAACUGGUUCGGAAGCUGUCCAUCAAAGCAAGCACCUGUUCUUUUAAUCCUGGUGUGUUUGUUGCAAAUCUAACAGAAUGGAAAAUACAAAAUGUUACUAAGCAAUUAGAGAAAUGGAUGACACUUAAUGCUGUGGAAGAGAUAUAUAGCAAGACACUUGCUGGAAGUAUCACUACACCUCCUCUGCUAAUUGUAUUUUACAAACGACAUUCAAAAAUUAACCCUAUGUGGAAUGUUCGCCAUCUUGGUUCAAGUGCCGGCAACAGAUACUCACCAGAGUUUGUGAAAGCUGCCAAAUUACUCCAUUGGAAUGGACAUUUCAAGCCUUGGGGGCGAACGGCAUCCUUUGCAGAUGUUUGGGAAAAAUGGUACAUUCCUGAUCCUAAUGGCAAAUUUAACCUGAUUCGCAGGCAGUGAGAUUUACACAGAACAUUAAUAAAGACUUAACACCUACAUGCUUUUCUCAGGAAACCUGUAAGAUCAGAGUGAAAUCAGUCAUGGUAUGUCUUUUUAAUGUACACUAAAUUUGAGAAAAACUUGAAAUUGUAUGCCUGAAGCAGCAGCUGUGUGCCUUCAAAUUGAAGAAUAGUUUAUCGACUACAGGUAAUCCACAAUUUAUGACAAUUGGACUGAAUUUCCAUUGUAGAUUGUUGUUGUCAUACAUCUAGUCAGACCUGAAUUUUAUGAAAAUGUUCAUGGUGGUCAUGAAGCAAAUCAUAUGCUCUAGUUCCUUAGUGGGCAAUUUUUUGCUGGAAUUUUGCAAAAGAGGUCACAUAGCACAAUACGAUUGUAGGAUGUUGUAACAGAUUAUAAAUGGGAGCAAAUUGCUAAGCACCUACACAGCAAUCAUGUGACCAGCACAGGAUGAUGCAAUGGUUGUAAGUACAGGUCAUAAGUCACUUUUUCCGAGGCCAGCAUAAUUUUGAACUGUCUUAAACAAACAGUUGUUAAAUUGAGGACUACUUGUAUUCAGCUAGACCAAAUGAAUUCUUCAGACAUAAACUUUUAUAAAUGAAACAUUACAAAAUGAACUUCACCAAGGAAUUUGACAUUUACUAGGUAUCCACAAUAUUAUCUUGCACAGCUAUUUUUAAAGAAGAAAAACCACCUCCUCUUAGCAGUAACCCAUGAAUUUAAGUUUUGUUAGAAUGUUUUUUCUUUAGUAUUUAGUUAAUUGUUUACACUUAUUUAAGUCCUUUGUAGAUUUGAUCUGUUUUUGCCAUUUAGUAAAUGAUAGAAGAAACUGCCCACCAAUACUAAAGCAACCUGUUUAAAUUCAUGGAGAAAUAUUGAUUUGUUUGUCUGCGAGUUCAGAUUAAUCUACAUUUGGUAACUAUAAUAAAAAGUAAUGUCUUACAAUA